Messenger RNA from Cuscuta epithymum, 909 nucleotides. NCBI's taxonomy places the organism in Eukaryota, Viridiplantae, Streptophyta, Magnoliopsida, Solanales, Convolvulaceae. The record is from the annotation of a GenBank genome assembly.
GUUGAAAACUACCUCGAUUCUUAAAUAAAUGCAAUAAUGAAAACUACAUUUGGGUGAAGAAGAUGAGAUGGAUAAAUUUGUUCUCGUAAUUUAGAUUUGAGCAAAAAAAAUUGAUUACAUUGAAAAAAAAGAGUUGAGAGGAGACUUAUGUGAGAACGUAACUACCGGAGCAUACACACACACACCCACAUAUAAUAUAAUUGGAUUGGAUGGAUAGGUUAUAAUUUGUGAGCGAAAAUGGAGGCAUCAGAUAGGAAAGAAGCAUCCAUUCCAUUUAAGUGGGAAAUCCAACCCGGGGUGCCCAGGAUGAAGGGUCUCCACGGAGCCGAUGAUGAUGAUCGGAGCAAUCGCCGCCGCCCAGAUUUACACGCUCCUAAGAUGCUCAGGCCUCCGCCGGGCGGGCGGCUUUUCUACAGGCCGAUCAGUGAGCCCCGCCGCUCCUUCAGAUCUCGUCCCGCCGUGGUGGAUUCGGGAGCGUGCUGCCCGUCCUCGUUGCUGACCAGCUGGAAGGGGGCCCCGCCGCCGGCGGAGUACUGCUCCGACGCUGAGACGACAUCGAGGCGGUCCGGUUCGACUUGGAAAUCGCUCUCCCAUUUCAGCGACUCGCCCCAGUAUUUCUCCUCAACCCACACGUCACCGCCUCGCCCCGUAAACGACGCUGAGUGGCCCACCUUUGCUUUGCUUUAGUUCCUAUGGGUCACCUUUUUCUUUCUUCCUGUCUAGUUUUCAUUUUGAUAGGUAUGUCUAUUUGUGUACAUAUAAUUAAUGACAACACUCCUUCCUUCUAGUACUCGUCAGGUUUGUGUGGAGUUUUUUUUGUCCGUCUAUCCGAUUCAAAGACAAAAUAAUUUGCAUAAACAUGUUUACAAACUCCUCAUAGAUAUGGUGGACACACCAAUGGGAAUAAGA